AUGAAGCUUUUGACCAAGUGGGAUGAUCCAGCUGAUGUUAUACUGCUGUACUAUUGGGUGUGGAAAAACGAGUAUGCGCCAAGUACAUGGAGGGAAGGAGUGGUUGUGAACUUGUUUAAGAAAGGAGACAAGACUGACCCAGGAAACUACAGGGGGGUCACACUGUUGAACACAGUAGGAAAAGUGUUCUGUAAGCUGCUGAACGAUAGGAUAGUGGGAGUAUUGGAGAACGAACACAGCAUUAGUGAGGGCCAGGCAGGUUUCCGAAAGAAGAGGGGGUGCGUAGACCACGUAUUCACGGUAGGAAGAAUCAUCCAAGGUAGGAAGAGGGCGGGAAAGCCGACGUCCUGCUUCUUCCUGGACGUGCAAAAGGCAUACGACACCGUAUGGAGAAAUGGGCUGUGGAAACAACUGUCCAAGUAA
This is a messenger RNA of Ectocarpus sp. CCAP 1310/34, 423 nucleotides long. The record is from the annotation of a GenBank genome assembly. NCBI's taxonomy places the organism in Eukaryota, Phaeophyceae, Ectocarpales, Ectocarpaceae.